ACCUCUGACCAGUUGCGCCUCCCCUGUUAAUGGCGUAUAUUCAUGUAUGAAAGAUAAUCUGAAAGAGAAAGAGAGAUAAGCAAGAUGAGAGGUUUGAAAAAGGUAAUGAAGAAGGGUUUGGGAGAGAUGAGUUUCAACAUGGGCGGUGGAGUCAUUAACUGGUUCCCAGGUCACAUGGCCGCAGCCACCCGCGCUAUCCGUGAUCGUCUCAAGGUUUCUGAUCUCGUUAUCGAAGUCCGUGAUGCCAGGAUACCACUUUCGUCUGCAAAUGAAGAUCUUCAAUCUAUGUUAUCUGGAAAAAGACGCAUUAUUGCUCUCAAUAAGAAAGAUUUAGCUAACCCCAACAUAAUGCCUAAAUGGAUUCGUCACUUUGAAUCCUGUAAUCAAGAUUGCAUCACCAUUAAUGCACAUAGCACAAGUUCUGUUAAUAAGCUUGUGGAACUCGUGGAGUUGAAACUAAAAGAAGUAAUUUCACGAGAACCUACACUACUUGUCAUGGUGGUUGGUGUUCCCAAUGUUGGCAAAUCAGCUUUGAUCAACAAUGUCCAUAAGAUUGCAGCUACUCGCUUUCCUGCGCAGGAUAAGUUGAAACGAGCUACGGUUGGUCCACUCCCUGGUGUCACACAGGAUAUUGCAGGAUAUAAGAUUGCUCAUAAGCCUAGCAUAUAUGUUCUGGACACACCAGGAGUGCUUGUUCCAAGUAUCCCUGAUAUAGAGACUGGUUUAAAAUUAGCUCUAUCAGGGUCAGUAAAGGAUUCCGUGGUAGGGGAAGAGCGGAUUGCCCAGUACUUGCUAGCAUUAUUGAAUACCCGAGGCACCCCUCUUCACUGGAGGAAUAUGGGUAGAAGAUUACAGAAAAGUCCUAAAGAGGAAACUGCGAAACCCAAGUAUAAUGUAAAAGAUCUUCUGAAACCCCAGAGAAAGCCCUUGGAUCAAACAGAUGUCUACUAUGUUGAGGAUAUUGUAAUGAAAGUACAGAACACGCUGAACACUACUCUCUCGGAAUUUGACGGUGAUUUGGAUAAUGAAGCAGAUUUAGAGAUCCUCAUUGAGCGGCAGUUUGAAGAACUUCAGUCUUCACUGAAAAUAGGACCUCAGAGAACAGCAUCAGAAGCUCGCACUAUGGUAGCAAAGAAGCUCAUUACUCUCUUUAGGUCCGGUAAACUUGGCCCUUUUAUCUUAGAUGAUGUGCCCUGAAGCUUAGGUUUCUUCUAACAAACAUAGAUGAUAGCCAAUGUAUGUGAGCUUGUUGGGUUCUCGAGAUGGAUCAAAACUUUUGUAUGGGUUUCAAGAUUUGGUCUCAGUUUGAAUUUUGUAAAAGUUGCUUUGUUUAUUCAUAAUUUACAAAAUUGAGAUGUGAAUUUGCA
Messenger RNA from Impatiens glandulifera, 1367 nucleotides. Its product is annotated as short integuments 2, mitochondrial. The record is from RefSeq and is a predicted model, not a curated record. Lineage: Eukaryota; Viridiplantae; Streptophyta; Magnoliopsida; Ericales; Balsaminaceae. The transcript has 8 exons. Bases 85 to 1197 code for a protein of 370 amino acids. Gene Ontology annotation, cellular component: mitochondrion. Gene Ontology annotation, molecular function: GTPase activity; GTP binding.